CCGAGGGGAUCUUGGGACUCCGAGGAGGGCGGUCCCCACUGCCACGUCUUCCCGCUUCCCUCUACUCGCGCCCCCGCAACCCUUCCAGCCCGCCCUCUCUGCAUCUUGUGGCGUGGCACUGCCCAGCAUCAACGUGCCCCCCACCCCACCCUGUGGUGUUACUGUUAACACAAUAUAAACUUUAUUUCGAUAGUUUCUGUAUUCGACAAGAGCCCCCCGUCGCCGCCGCCGCCGCAGCCUCCCGUUGCGGCCUACUAAUCGCUGCAGGCCGAUCGCGCGCGUUCCCCGGCGGAGCGACUAGGCGAGACCCGGGGAGGUGGUAGGGGGGUGUCCGACCUCGGGGACUCGAGGCGCUUCUCUCUGUGCACACCCUCACCCCCCACGUCUCGUUUCUAUCAUCCACCUCGGCAUCCCCUCGGGGUCUCUUCCACCAUCCACCUCCACCCUCCUCGCGAAGAUGGCCGUGACGAGCUGGGGGCUGACGAUAAACAUCGUGAACAGCAUCGUCGGCGUGAGCGUGCUCACGAUGCCCUUCUGCUUCAAGGAGUGUGGUGUGGUGCUGGGCACGGCGCUGCUCCUCUUCUGCGCGUGGAUGACGCACCAGACCUGCAUGAUGCUCGUCAAGACGGCCUUCGCCACCAAGCGCCGCACCUACGUCGGCCUGGCCUACCAGGCAUAUGGGCACCCGGGGAAGCUGCUUGUUGAGGCCAGCAUGAUCGGCCUCAUGCUGGGCACGUGCAUCGCCUUCUACGUCGUCAUCGCCGACCUCGGAUCCAGCUUCUUCGGACGCCUCCUCGGGGUCACCGUUUCGUUUGGGUUCCGCGCGCUCCUCUUGCUGGCCGUGGCCUCACUCAUCGUGCUGCCCAUCAGCCUCCAGCGCAACCUCAUGGCCUCGCUGCAGGCGCUCAGCGCCAUGGCGCUACUCUUCUACGCCUUCUUCGUGCUUGUGAUAGCUCUCACAUCCCUGCGUUACGGCCUCUUUGCGGGCGGAUGGAUGAGACGAGUGCACUAUUGGCGCCCGGCCGGGACCUUCCGCUGCCUGGCGCUCUUUGGCACAACCUUCCUGUGCCACCCGCAGGUGCUGCCGACAUAUGAUUCGCUGGACGAGCCAUCCGUCAAGCACAUGAGCUCCAUAUUCAGCCGCGCGCUCAAGAUUGUUUACACGUUCUACAUCGCCGUCGGGUUUUUUGGCUACGCGAGCUUCACGGACGAGAUCGCCGGGAAUGUCCUGAUGAACUUCCCGUCGAACGUGGUAACGGAGGCGAUCCGCAUGGGCUUCGUCCUCUCUGUGGCCGUCUCCUUCCCCAUGAUGAUCCUGCCCUGCCGCCAGGCGCUCAACACCCUGCUCUUCGAGACGCAGCAAAAGGACGGCACGUUCACGGCAACGGGCUUCAUGCCGCCGCUGCGGUUCAAGGUGGUGACGGCACUCAUUGUGUUCUCCACCAUGCUGGUCAGCGUGUUCGUGCCCAACGUUGAGACGAUUCUAGGACUGACCGGAGCCACCAUGGGCAGCCUCAUCUGCUUCAUCUGCCCGGCGCUCAUCUACCGCCGGCUCCAUAAGGACGGCUUCAUCGCACAGCUUGUGCUGUGGGUGGGGCUGGUGGUGCUGGUGGUGAGCACCAUCAGCACCCUGUCCCCGGCGUCGCCGGAGAAGCCCGUGCCAGCGCCAACGCCGGCCCGGGCCGGGAUGCUGGACCUCGAUGUGGCGCUGGCGCCUGAGGUCCGCGAAGCGAACCGCGGCGCCGACAUCGGCGCAGCACCCGACGUGCUCCCAGCGGUGAACGGUGCGAUGGGGGCCAUAGCGGCCGGUGGGGGGAGGCUCAAACUCGACUCCAUGGAGGAGGGGGCGGCCGAGCCCCCCCAGAUCGAGGUUCCCAAAGCGGAGUUGGAGGACAAGAUUGGGGACGAGCAAGGACAGCUGCUGAGGCCGGACGAUGGAGGUCAGCAGGCGCUGCAGGAUGAGCAUCGUCACGAGCCGCCCGUGCCGCGUGAUGGUGUGCCGUUGGACCGGCCGGGGGCACCAGAGAAAAUAAAGGAGAGCGAGGAGCACGAGGAGAUGAUUCCCGAUGAUAAGCCUGGGCCGGGUGUUGGGGGGAGGCAUGGCGGGGGGCACGGCGGGGGGCAACGCGAGGGUGACGACCACGCCCAAAACGUGGGGGGGGCGGCCAUGGAUAUGGAGGAAGUGGUGGCUGGGCGGCAUCAGGCUGACGUGCAGGACCUUCGCGAGCUCGUGCAGGAAGAGAAGGAGAAAGCGCUGCAGCCCCCACACCGCAAUGGAGGAGGAGGCGUAGCCGGGGGCCUGGCCAAGGCCGAGGUCAGAGGUCAGGCGGCGUUGGAUGAUGAGAACAAGCCGAAGGAGCCGGCAGAGCCCAAGAAGAAGGAACGCGACUUGGUGGAGAAAGAGGUCCACGUGAGAGCGCGGGACGAGGCCGGAGGCGGCGCCGAUGACGCUGCCGCCCCCCCCCCCGCGGCACAUCCACGCGAUGAACCGAACGCCGCCGAGGUAGUAGCAGAUGACGCUGCACCAGCAGGAGCUGCCGUGGAGCCCGGUGACCAGCACCGGCGGCCGCCGGCCGAGCACGACAAUAACGCCCGGCCGGUGGAGGCAGCGGCUCGUGGCGAGGAGGAGAAGCCACAGGAAAAGCCACAGGAGAAGCCGCAGGGACAGCCGGCCGCCGGCGCCGAUGUGGGCGUCGGACAGGGCGAGGGCGAGGAUGGCAAGCUGGACCAGAAGCUCCUGCUGGAGGUGAUCAAGCAGCAGCAGGAGCAGCAGAAGCGGCUGCUGGACCAGCAGGAGCGGCUGCUGGCCGUGAUCCAGGAGCAGCACAAGGAGAUGCACGGGCAGGAGAAGCUCGAUAACGCUGUGCGGCCUCACAGCCAGCCUGCUCCGGAGAAUGCUGAUGGCAGUAAAGAUACCAACGACAAACCUGCAGGAGGAGAAGUGGAUGCUGGCGUGAAUCCUGCGCAGGAUGUCGAGAAUAGAGAUGGAGCUGCUGAGCCGGAAAUGGAGGCCAUGGUCGAAGUGCGUAAGGAAGAGAAGCCGGCGCCUGCCGCCGGCGCCCCAGCCGACAAACAGCUCCACCACGCUCCCGCUGAGCCGGGGAAGGCGUCGCACGAGGUGGAGGUCAACGUGCAGGUCGCGAGGGAUGCGGGUGUUGAAGUGGAAGUAAGAGGGGUGGAGGUCGCGAAGAGAAAAGAGGAGCCAGCGGUGGCGGCGGCAGUGGCGAUGGAUCAUCGCAAUCACGACGGGCACGCAAAUGAUCGCCACCCAGAGCACGACGCCAUUCCCGCUAAACUCGCCGAGCCACCGGCGGCGCGGCGAGAGGAGGGGAAAGCGAACACCGGCAAGGGGAGGGAGGUUGAGCAUGUGGUGGUGGCGGACGCGCCGGGGCCGCCAGCAGAGGGUGCUGCUGUGGAGGAGGAUAAGGAGAAUAAACAGGAGGAUAAGCUGGACAGCCCCGAUCUGCGUCGCAAGCGGAGGAGGAGGGAGUCUGAAAUCGUCGCAAGUUUGGAGGCGGCGACGGCGAAAGCUCCCCGGAGACGCAGUCAGGAAACCGUGUUGGAGAGACUGGAGGUGGGGGCCUUGGUUCCAGCCCUGGGACCUGACGCGCUCCUCCACGGGCACGAGAGCCCGGCCCGCGUCCAGGUUGCGCCGCUCGGCAGCGUCGUGCGAAAACUGAAGCAGGCCGCGGAGCCCGACGGGGGGUAGAGGCCUCGGGGUCCGCGCCGCCCCUGUCGGCGCCGUUUGUGUUUGUAACGUCGUGCCGGCCGCGGCGGUGUGGGGGACGCUUUGUGUGAGGUCGGACUUCCGCUCGUUACCGAUGACACCUCCCCCGUUUGCGCUCUUAGACGAAACCUGCCGUUCGAAAUCCGUGGAAGCACCUUGUGGUCAUCGUCCGUGAGAAGCCGCUCUCUUUCCCUUUGUUGCCCGGGUGACUGUCGAGCCUCUUGCCUCUUUUCCACUGCGUUAUCUAGCCGUGCCAUCGCAAUCGCACACAUUGAGCCACUUGAGACGCGUGUAGACGACGUGAAGACUUUGUGUUUGAGUUUUACUCGCCGACGUCAUCAUCGUUCUCACCCCUGGCCCUGCUGGGCCCCGAGCCAAAUUCAGGUGUCCUGUGAGGCCCCUGCGGUGGCCUAGCUCAGUUUUGCUCGUGGAAAAAGGGAAUAAGUGGGCUGCAGCGCUGUCAUAGGCCAUCGCUGGGUCUCGAUGCUUCCUUAACUCGCACCACAAAGCUGGGACAGGCUUCUUGUUGGGCCCGACUUCAUCUGCAGCGUGAGCGACGUCCUGGGCUGGUGUUGGAGGCAGAACCGCAGCACCGCAACCAUAACCCCAACCCAAUUUGUCCCCAGUGUUAGAGCGAUCGGGUAAAUUAUCACCUUGAUUGGAAACAGGAUGCGGACCAAAUAUGCAUCGGCCUUCUGCCUGACGUUGCCACACAAGGUAGAUGGGAGAAUAUGAAUAAUUUAAAUGUGGGUUUCAUGGAUGGGUAUCCUGGUGGCUCGUGGGGUUCGUGCAGGGUGGGGACACGCUGAGGUGAUCCCAGGGUUCCCAUCUGGGUGGCAGGCGCCCGUGAUUAAACCGGGUUCUUGAGCGUAGCGAGUUGGUGGUGUCACCCCAUUCACCAAUGACUGCACAAUAAAACCCAUGGUGUUAAAUGUUGUUUGUCACUUAACUCAGCGUUUUGCAGUGCUGAGAAUUAAAAAAAAUUCCGAUUG
Molecule: messenger RNA, 4719 nt
Organism: Petromyzon marinus (sea lamprey)
Lineage: Eukaryota; Metazoa; Chordata; Hyperoartia; Petromyzontiformes; Petromyzontidae
Gene: SLC38A10
Product: solute carrier family 38 member 10
Biological process (GO): amino acid transmembrane transport
Cellular component (GO): membrane
Molecular function (GO): L-amino acid transmembrane transporter activity
Source: RefSeq, a predicted model, not a curated record